CGCUACUGACAGACAUGACAUUUGUCUCGUUUGUCCACUGUUAAAUGUUCUAAAGACGAACAGAUGUAAGGAUUAACUGCAUAGCUAAUACCAGUCCCAUAAAAAACAUAUGCUAUGCUAUGUUAUUUUGCUAAGUCAGGAGGAGUCCUGCAAUUUAUCGUAAGAUCUGAAGUAAUCAACUAGCGUUUACGUGGGCAGUGCUCAGAAGCAGACUGGAAGAGAGAGUAUUCUAUGGCAGUUUCAAGAACUGGACGCCUGCUCUCAGCCCGGCUUCUUGGGGCAUAUACGAAACCGCUUGUUUGGGAACCUGCUUCACACUUUUGGUCUGUUCCUGACAGGGGAUAUCGGCGACCUGGUGCACCCUUGCCGUCUAGAUGGUUAUAUAAAAGGAUUUCUGCUAACUUUAACUUUGCCAAAGGGGUAGAUGGAGUACGGACAACCUUGAAACACUUGAAAGAUGAGUUUCUGCAGCCCUGGGUCGGACCCCAAGGAAAGCCUCUUAUUGAGCACAUGCUAGAGAAGACGCGGGUGUUGUGGGAAUUUCGUGGACCAGAGAGCCUGAAUAAGUGGGUCGUUUCCUCUGAUCAGGAGAUCGGUGGUCGCAGUGAGGUCUAUCUGAAACUGGGUAGAAACAACAAUACCUGUCUUCUGUACGGCACGCUAUCCGCUACCCCACCAAGGGACGGAGAGACUCGCUACAGUGGAUACUGCUCGAUGCGCUCAAAGCAGCUUUUUGCCUCGUUUCAGAGGAAGAAACACCUCGACUUGAGCAGCUUUAACACGUUACAUUUGCGUAUACGUGGUGAUGGGCGACCUUGGAUGAUAAACAUCAGACCACAGACCUUCUUCUCUCAUCAGCGUGUUGACGUCUACAGCUAUUUUCUAUAUACACGCGGGGGUCCGUACUGGCAAGAUGUCAAGAUCCCAUUUUCCAAGUUUUUCCUGACAAGCGGAGGGAGAAUACAGGACGCUCAACACUAUCUGGCACUAGACAGAAUUAACACCAUUGGAUUCACACUUGGGGACAAAGCAGAUGGGCCAUUCCAGCUGGAGAUUGAUUACAUUGGAGUGUGCAGUGACCCUGCCCACACUGAGGACUAUGCUUAUGAGGUUUAUAAAAGAAAUCCAGACGUGUAACAGGCAUCGUACAGGUCAUUCUGUCUGUCGAACUGUUGUAAGUUAUAUUACAGUAUUGUGCAGAAAACAGAGAAGGCAUAAUAAUUCCAUCUAGCUAUUUAAUGAAACCAUUGUCACAAUAAAAACACUGAAUAUGAACGUUUUUUUCUCUCCCAAUGUAGGUCAUUCCUUAGACUCAGUUUCAAUAGCAAAAGGUUUAAAAUUAAAACAAAAAUAGAAAGUUUUUUUUUUUAAAAGCAAAUAUUUACAAUUGUACCAAAGCCUACUUUUUUUUAGAAGGGAAACAACGGUCACACAUACACAUCUUUACAGGGAUAAUGGGGUAAUGUACAAGGUUUGUAUGCGUAUUGUGUGUAUAUAUAUAAAAAUGUAAUGACAGAAUUAAGACAUGGCUAGGCCUCUUCUGGCUCCAAGUAUCUUCUCUUUCUUCUGCUUCCUGCCUUCGGUGUGCUUCACUCGCCGGUCCUCCCUGGGUUAGCAAACAAUUUGGUGUCAGAUACUAGGCAAACACUACUAGGGCUGCACUGUUUGGGGAAAAUCUCAUUUCCAUUUCUGACAGAUAUUGCGAUUGUGAUUGCAAUACAAUUUUGUGAAGUCAAGCUUCAGUUCAAUAUCCCCAAUGCUGUUAAGUUUGGGCCACCUCUUGUUGGUGAGCAUGCCUAGUGUAUGAUGAGUAUGAGGAGAGCACUCCUGUAAGGUGAGCUUCACUGUCUCCACACAAGGAGGAAGACAUGAAUGUAAAUUGACAAUAUUAACCAUUGAGAUGGAGUUGCACUGCACAAUUAAUUGUAGCCUUUCUGAUUAGUCAAUUGCAUUACUUCAAAUUGCAAUGUGUCAGCUAUGUAGAUCGGCAUGAAAUACUGCCUUUCUGACAGUAUACAGAUAAUUCUUUGAAUUUCAAAAUAAGUCUCACGUACAUUGAUAUCUGUUCAACAUUAAAUAUGGUCUGACUAAGACCUUAUGGGAUAACAUAA
This is a messenger RNA of Sardina pilchardus (European sardine), 2111 nucleotides long. RefSeq names its product NADH:ubiquinone oxidoreductase complex assembly factor 1 (gene ndufaf1). NCBI's taxonomy places the organism in Eukaryota, Metazoa, Chordata, Actinopteri, Clupeiformes, Clupeidae. Gene Ontology annotation, biological process: mitochondrial respiratory chain complex I assembly; mitochondrial electron transport, NADH to ubiquinone. Gene Ontology annotation, cellular component: mitochondrion. The transcript is spliced from 5 exons. The coding region runs from base 232 to 1137 and encodes 301 amino acids. The record is from RefSeq and is a predicted model, not a curated record.